Chroicocephalus ridibundus (black-headed gull) is the source of this 2201-nucleotide messenger RNA. RefSeq names its product uridine-cytidine kinase 1 (gene UCK1). Gene Ontology annotation, molecular function: ribosylnicotinamide kinase activity; ATP binding. Gene Ontology annotation, cellular component: cytoplasm. The transcript is spliced from 7 exons. The coding region runs from base 36 to 854 and encodes 272 amino acids. The record is from RefSeq and is a predicted model, not a curated record. Lineage: Eukaryota; Metazoa; Chordata; Aves; Charadriiformes; Laridae.
CUCCCGUCGUGCCCCGCGCAGCGCCGCCGCCCGCCAUGGCCUCCGCCGGCGGCGCCGAGCCCGAGCGGCCGCGGCCCAGGCCCUUCCUCAUCGGCGUCAGCGGCGGCACCGCCAGCGGCAAGUCCACAGUGUGCGAGAAGAUCAUGGAGCUGCUGGGGCAGAAGGAGGUGGACCAGCGGCAGCGGAAGGUCCUCAUCCUCAGCCAGGACAGCUUCUACAAGGUGCUGACCGCCGAGCAGAAGGCCAAGGCGCUGAAGGGACAGUACAACUUCGACCACCCGGACGCUUUUGAUAACGAUUUGAUGCAUACAACCCUGAAAAACAUCGUUGAGGGGAAAACGGUUGAGGUACCAACCUAUGACUUCGUGACGCAUUCUAGGCUGGCAGAGACGACGGUGGUCUAUCCUGCUGACGUUGUCCUCUUCGAGGGGAUCCUGGUUUUCUACAGCCAGGACAUUCGGGACAUGUUCCAUCUCCGGCUCUUUGUCGACACGGAUUCCGACGUCCGGCUGUCCCGCAGGGUUCUGCGAGACAUGAAACGCGGGAGGGACCUUGAGCAGAUCCUCACCCAGUACACCACCUUCGUCAAGCCUGCCUUUGAGGAGUUCUGCUUACCGACAAAGAAGUAUGCGGAUGUGAUCAUCCCCCGAGGAGUUGACAACAUGGUUGCGAUAAACCUCAUCGUGCAGCACAUUCAAGACAUCCUAAACGGGGACAUCUGCAAGUGGCAGCGAGGGGCAAUGAACGGACACGGUCGGACCUACAAGCGCCCGUUCCCUGAACAAACAGAGAGCAGCAGCGUGCUGGCGGCCGGCAAACGCUCCCACCUGGAGUCCAGCAGCCGCCCGCACUAACCCCUCGGCAUCUGAAGGAUUUGCCUCUGGUCCAGCCCAACACUGAAGACCACUUUGGGAAAGAAGGACUUCAACAGAAUGGUUGGUGAAGUGCCCUUUAAAUCGUCCUAGCAGCGGAGGGGAUACUGGUGUUGAAACUUCUCACAGAGGGGAGAGGAGGGAGUUGGCCUAACGCCCCUCUCCCCUCCAAGACCCCUUCCUUUUCUCCUGGCGAUGUCUGGAGUUAUGCUGUUACUUGAUGAACUGGUUAAAGGCAGUGCUACUUGCCGUUUUUUAAUUUUCAAAAUUAGAUGUAAUGCUGAAGUCUCCCCUGAACAUUAAGCGCUACCAGGUGACUGGCCAGAUGAUACCCCAUUUCCCUGAUGAUGGUCUUCCUUAGCAGGAAUAUUAUCUGCCUGUUUCUUAGAAAGAAAAGCCAGUCUCUUUAUCCAAGACUAGCUCACACCCUGUUAACUUCAACAAGCAGGUGCUGUUCUUACUCUUUGCCACCUGGUUGGCACCGUGCGUUCUGGCGUUGCUCUCCUGCUGGGCAGCCUCCUUUUUAGCAGGGGGGGUUGACCUGUAGAGGAGUCUCUCCCCUGAGCUAGAGAUGAAACAGAGACUGGGACAAACGGGAACUUGCAGUUCAUCGGGGGGACAGGCCCAAGCAGUUGUGUGAUUUUGGUUCCUAAUUUAUUCCUUUCUGGGCUCCCAAACAGUUGCUACACUGUAUGAUUGUUUUUUGUACCCAAAUAGUCUCCUUUACCCCAGUUACUGAAUGUGUGAGCUCCAACUGGAUUGAGUUGCUCAUGGAAACAGAAACCUGACCUUGUCAGUAUUAGUGUCUUUUGGGGCAUGUCCGUACUGCUGGUUGCAGAUUCUGCUGGGCGGAAUCCGUCCGCUUCCAGAGCCGGGUGGAAAGAUCAGCCAGGGGGAAAGCUGUGAAGUGCAAGACCCUCCUGCUGCUGGCACACAGCUCUCUGGCCACGCUUCUGCCCUCACACAGGGCAGAUCUUGAGUUUAAACUCAAGAAAGUCUGGUUUUCUAAAAAGAGCAGACAAGAGGCUGGAAGUAUAAACAGUGAUAGCCCAGUUUCUAUAGUUUACCCCAGAUAAGUGAUACUGCAGCAACAUGAAGAUUCUGGGGAAAAAAAUUUCUGAAAUGAAGUGCUGGUCGGUCCUUUGACAACGUCCGUGUGGUGUCCGUCUUGAGUCUGGACUUACAGUGUCAUUUUAAGAAUGGGGGUGGGGGGAAACAUUAUUAUGAGGAAUUUUUUUCAUAUUUGCUAGUCUUCUAAAAGCCAGGGUCUGGCUGUGUUGGUUGUGGGUGUAUUACUUCUUUGGCUAAUAAUAAACAAACGAACAAACA